This is a messenger RNA of Colletotrichum acutatum, 1062 nucleotides long. RefSeq lists its product as uncharacterized. The transcript has a single exon. The record is from RefSeq and is a predicted model, not a curated record. Bases 1 to 1062 code for a protein of 353 amino acids. Lineage: Eukaryota; Fungi; Ascomycota; Sordariomycetes; Glomerellales; Glomerellaceae.
AUGGCAGCCUCCUCGAGAGGCAUGAGCCUCUACCUCUGCCUCGUCUCCCGACCCGGCCCCCUCUACGCGACGACGACAGCAGCAACGGCAACGACACAACCCCUCCUCUCCCGCCGACUCUUCAGCUCCCUGAACCCCCUCCGAUACGCCGCAAAACCCUCGCGCACGACAACGAUCCCAAGCAACCUUACCCGCAGCGCCGUCUCCAAACCUCCUCCUCCUCCUCCUUCGAAGUCUCCCCUCCCAUCAACAUCACCAAAGACGACAACGAACCCCGCGACGCCAGCACCAGGCACCGGCGCCGCAGCCGGCUCAGCCUACGCCCUCGCAACAACCCUCGCCCAGCGCCCCCAACCAACGGUCCUCUACGAAGCCGCCUCCCACCUCUGGAUGAAGGUCUCAGCCUGGUCCGCCGCCACAAUGUUCUACUCCUACGCCGGCAUAAACUACUAUUUCACCCUCCUCGACCCCCCUCCCGACCUCGCCGCCUGGGUUCCGCACGCCUUCGCCUUCAUCUGCGUCGCCACCGCCGGCUUCGGCUCCUACUUCCUCUUCAACGCCCGCAACAUCGUCAAGAUCAUCCGCGCCGUGCCAACGGCUUCCCUCUUGAAGUCCGCGGGCGGGAAGUCCGCCGCCAGUGUGCUGCCCCUAGGCGUGUCCAGCGCAAAAGCAACUCCCGUCGUACUCGAAAUCACAUGCGAGCGCAUCCUCCCGGGAACCCCCAAAAAGUUCCUCCUCGUGCCGGACCAGGUCACCAUCCCAACCCGGAUCUACUCGCCCCUCGUAACGCCCACGCCCGCCAUGGAGAGGGCCGCCGCGCGGCAGAGGCAGGUGCAGGCAAGAGCCGACUGGGAGUACGACAAGGGACACCUCAUGACGACGCCGUUCCGGCACGCGAGCAAAGGAUUUAAGGCGGUGUGGUACGGCGUCCGGCGGGCCAUCACCAAGGAAGGGUUCAUGAGGAUGGAGGCCGGCGGGGAGAAGCUCAAGCUGGACGUCUCUACGGGCUGGGCGUUGGAUGAUGGACGGGCUAUUGAUCGUCUUGUCAAGAUUGGGGCGUGA